Messenger RNA from Aureobasidium subglaciale EXF-2481, 2444 nucleotides. RefSeq lists its product as uncharacterized. The record is from RefSeq and is a predicted model, not a curated record. Lineage: Eukaryota; Fungi; Ascomycota; Dothideomycetes; Dothideales; Saccotheciaceae. The coding region runs from base 416 to 2230 and encodes 604 amino acids. The transcript has a single exon.
UGCCUCUUCAUCUGACAGUCGACUCUGUCAAUCAAUCUUCGAUUUCGUGAGGGUGCCAACGCGAAGGAUCAGUCGGCCUGGCUGGUGUCAUCAUCCUUCUUCCUCUAACUGUUUAUUACUUGGCUGCCAAGGAGCUUCGACCCACUACCUGCAUAAGCAUACGCGGAUAGUAGAGAUCUGACGAACGUUGUACGGGAAUAGGCACAUCUUGGUCUUGGUCUUGACUCUUCGACAAGAGCUGGCCAUCGUUUCAACUCGAUUCUUCUUCUCAACCUUUCUUCGGACUUUCCUACAUUGACUGGAUCGUGUGAAUGCACCUUGGGAUUUCUGGAACCGUGGAUGUCAAACGCGGCUUCCCCAUCUUUGUAACAAAACAGCAAGCAGCAAGCAGGAUCUUGGUAACACGGAGAUCGACAUGGCUGAUGUCGCAACCCCUCAGCCCGGACUCGUGUCUGCGCUGCCUACAAUGCUCAUGAGUUAUUUCACUGGCCAACCCACCGACAAGACUGCUUCGUUGAACGACAGCCUAGAUGUCAACACAAAGCGCCACUCACAAAACAAUUACACUAUCGAAUUAAUACCAACAACACCAGCAAUGCAGGAGGAUACCCCGCGAAGUCAAAGGAGCAACCCUAACAGAAACUCCCUACCACUGAUGCUUCACGACGAGGAUGACUAUGCCUCCCGUGAGGGUUCACUAAUGAGUUCGAAUGGCGGAAGGAACAAGAAACGAUCAUGCCGUCCAAAGACUUCGUACAGCAUCGCCCAUGCACCCCCAAAGGGCAGUGCGCGACACAAGAUCCACGUCCGCGCCAAACCUUUACUACAGCUACACCAAUUGUCCCAGUCUGCGAGACCCAUGCCCGCCUACGAGCUACUGCCAUCGGCCAUCUUCUCACCCUCAUUGUCGCGAGCCAUCGCAAAGACCUUUCGUACGCGACAUGGUCUCUGCCCCGCAGACCUGGCUAUUGUCAAAGCUGAGAAAUACCAUCAACACGAAGAUUCAACCAAGGAGGAGGAUGAGUCUCGCGACGUCUUGGCUCUGGUAUGCAAAGGUCGCAAAGGAGACGGAAACGCAGUCUCAAAGGCCAAGCUCUACCUCGAGGAUGGGUCCGAGUGGGAAGCAUACCCUUUGCCCAAUGGUAGCUACGAAUUCUUUAGUACCGACCACCAUGGCUUGGGAAUGACGGCGCGCUGGGUCUUACGCCGUCCUAAAGCCAGAAGAAGUCAAUCCGCUUCGGACAUGGCUGCAUCAUGGAGUGCCGACGGCUCUGCACAAAAGCGCUUUCAGUUUUCCACCAUAAGCCCAAACUCUCGUCGCCAUCCCGUUAUUGCUUCACUAACAACAACCUCUCUCGAGAUCAACGAUACUUACACCAUUCCGUCACCAUUAGCUCCUUCGCCCGAGGUCUCGGACCAUGAGCACGAAGAUGCUGGCCAGGACUCGACCAAUGCCAGCGCCGAACCUAAGGUGACGACUUCGUCCUUGAAGGCUCUGAUCACUGCGACUGCCAUAUGGGUCACCCUCCGUGAGGGCUGGUGUUCCGGUUAUCGUUACGACGAUCUCAUGCUCCGAUCUCCUUCGCUCAAGCUCAACACACCUCCCAUCAAGUCGCCUACAGAAUCGUCUCUUGCUGCCACUGCCAAGGAAGACACUCCUAGAAGAAGUGGCAGCAUUGCCCGUAUGUUCCGCUCUGCUGGUGCCAAACGACGAUCAACCUCUUCCGCUCAACUUGAUGGCUCCACUUCAACCGAGGAGGUCCCCAUCGCUAGGAGUGCUAGUGCUCGCAGAGCUCGUGCAGAUUCUACUAGCACCGUCUUGGUUCAUUCUAAGCGUCCCCGAGGACGUCGUGCUGAUACUACCAGUACUACUGCAUCGGGCCUUGCACACAUGGAUCUUGCACGCAACGAUAUGACUGAAGAGGAAGACAGCGUUGAGACAACUGCUGCCAUGCUGGCAAAGUCGUCCAAGCGCGCGUCGGCGCCUACGCCUUUGAUUCCGGCUCUCGACGUCCAAGAGAGCGACGAAGAGAACCACACCCUACGCUCAGACUCUGCUCACAUUUUGGAAACUGAGAAGAAACUCGCUGCCGCUGCAGUUGAGCGUCAGAAGCGUGAAAGCUCCACUACUUCGACCAAUAGCAUGUAUGCCGGUAAAGUCGAAGCAGACAUGUCACCCAAAGCCAAGAAGAGCAGGUUCAGAAAGCUUUUCUGCGGUAUGGCAGGGUAGCGAAAGAGGAGGAACCUAUUUGUUUACAUUUGCGCGUUUUUUUCACUCGAUGGCUGGACCUCGACCGAGAACCCCAACCAUUAUACCCCCCUUUUCCUGAGUUGAUAUAUCCUUUACUGCGCAGAGCGCAUGUAGUUCUGAUAUUGUUUACUAGCGUUUAACCCAGAUACACGCCACAAAUCUAUGAAAUCAUUCUUUUGUCAACACGAGUGUA